UUUCGUUUUUUCCAUUUGAUCUUAAUUUUGACAAUUUAAACAUUGAAAUAUAAUUUUGUACAAUACUAUAAAGCAAGAAAAUAUUGUCCAGAAUUUAUUAAAAAUGAUAAUCGGAAAACGCAUAUUGUGUGGACCACAAUUUUUCCAACGCUCACUAAUGUUACGGACACCGCUUGCAUUUUACGGUAAGAAAACCCAACAACCACAUCCAGUGUGUCAAUACUUUAAUCCUGUAGAAUACAAACACCUUACGAUGGACGACAUGCCUGUGCCGAUCUGUAGUUGGAAUGAAUACCACGCAAAGAGAAAUAGAUCGUAUAACGCAGUGUUCGCGUUUGGUUUGGUUUCGCUUAUCGGAUCAAUUAUAUGUGUAAAAGAAACUAUAUUCUUUAAUGCAUUGCCGCCGCCUUAUCCUUUUGAUGAAGACACAGAUUAAAAUUUAUGUUAUUUAAUGAAAUGUAAAAUUUAUAAUCACACAAAUGUUUUUCUGAAAAUA
Sipha flava (yellow sugarcane aphid) is the source of this 496-nucleotide messenger RNA. RefSeq lists its product as uncharacterized. The transcript has 3 exons. The record is from RefSeq and is a predicted model, not a curated record. Bases 104 to 436 code for a protein of 110 amino acids. Lineage: Eukaryota; Metazoa; Arthropoda; Insecta; Hemiptera; Aphididae.